UGCUGUUCGACUGCUUCGCGUGAGGUAGGGUUUUGAAGGAGUCGCUAAAAGCCUUCUUCGCUUCCUCGACAACGUUCCUUCCUGUCGAAUCGGAAGUCGCGACAGUUCGCCGUUCUUCCGUUGGAUCGGAAGUUGAGACGGAAGCUCGCUAGCUGUGAAGGUCAGGUUAACUUAAGAUGGAUACUUCAUUUGCACUUCGGGGAAUCGUUAAUUCGACCAGAUCAAAUGGAAAGAAUGUACUGAGGCAGCUCCCCUCAAAUAUUGAGCUGCCUACUGAAGAUAACUCAGUGAAGAGAUUUCUGACCGGAACUAGAGCCUUCCAUGAAAGCCGAGUGGUUUCUGAAUCAGCUAAAGGGGCCUACUUUAAUCGGCCUUUAUCGCCUCAUUUGCCUUUGAAGAAGCCACAGCUGAGUGCAACUUACUCUAUUUCCCACAGAAUCUUUGGAGUCGGAGUUGCCAGUGCCAUACUGUUAUUCCCACUGGCAAUGAAGUUCAGCGCCCUCUUUGAUGUCUGAUAAUACGGUAUGGAACUUUCUUUUGAGGCAUUUUAUGUUUCUGAAAGAUGUCGAGGUUUUUGCCAAGAUGAAAUAAUGACUAGUUGCUCUUCUAGACGACUACGUGAUGUGAUAUGAACUUCAUUGGAUUAUUAUCAGUUUCCUUCAAUUCAUAAUGGCUGCUGAUUGCUUUUCA
This is a messenger RNA of Dendrobium catenatum, 690 nucleotides long. RefSeq names its product succinate dehydrogenase subunit 3-2, mitochondrial-like. Lineage: Eukaryota; Viridiplantae; Streptophyta; Magnoliopsida; Asparagales; Orchidaceae. The record is from RefSeq and is a predicted model, not a curated record. Gene Ontology annotation, molecular function: electron transfer activity; succinate dehydrogenase activity. The transcript has 3 exons. The coding region runs from base 177 to 515 and encodes 112 amino acids. Gene Ontology annotation, cellular component: membrane. Gene Ontology annotation, biological process: mitochondrial electron transport, succinate to ubiquinone; tricarboxylic acid cycle.